Molecule: messenger RNA, 2749 nt
Organism: Cimex lectularius (bed bug)
Lineage: Eukaryota; Metazoa; Arthropoda; Insecta; Hemiptera; Cimicidae
Gene: Smyd3
Product: histone-lysine N-methyltransferase SMYD3
Exons: 9
Coding region: 316-1644 (442 amino acids)
Cellular component (GO): nucleus
Molecular function (GO): protein binding
Source: RefSeq, a predicted model, not a curated record
UCGAAACAGCUGAGACGUGAAGCGUGCUGAGUGAAUUGUGAAACCUAACACCUUGACUGCUAUUCGUCCCUCGUGCGCACGUUAGCUCCACGCUUUUAAAAUUAGACGAUUUAUUUUUACAGCCUGCCUGCUGCCAGUCGUUCAGUUAUUAUCAAAGGGGAAAAAAUCCGCUUUCAGCCGCUACUUGAGGCCCGCCGAGUUCCUCAUCUCCUGAAAUAAUCUCGUAUGAGCCUUUUCUGAAGUCCGGCUCUGGCCAGGCGUCUUCCGUAAAAAGUCGGAUGCUGGGGAAAAAAGCUGCUUCCGCGAUCCGCAGCCAUGAAGGGAGUCACGAUGAAAAAGGGCUCCUUGAUCCACUCGGAAAAGCCCUUCGUCCACGUGCUGUCGACCAACCACAGAAAGGACAGAUGCGAUAACUGUUAUUCUGGAUGUGAAUUGCUGAGGUGUUCUGGGUGUGAAUAUGUAAAAUACUGUGAUAGCACCUGCCAGAAAAAUUCUUGGACUUUUCACAGAAAUGAAUGUUUAAAUUUGAAAAAGUUGCCUCCGAACCGAGAAUUGCCCAACGCUGCCAGACUCUUGGCACGAAUCAUUAUGAAGCUCAAGAGAGGUGGAGGACAUGAGAAAGGUUUCUACUCUAAAAACCGGUUUAGGAUGUUCAAGGAUUUAAUGUCUCAUUACUCUGACAUCAAGGAAGACAAGAAGAAAAUGGAACACUCGAACUGCCUCUAUCACGUCCUCUCUGAUUUCAUGGGACGGGAAAAUCUGCCAAAUUUCCCCGAGUUUGUCGGCCUGUAUGGAAGGGUGACUGUAAAUAGUUUUAACGUCCUUGAUCUUGACAUGACAACCCUAGGGACAGCUGUUUAUCUCGGCGCAUCUACAAUCGAUCACUCUUGUGAACCCAACGCUGUCGCCACAUUUGUCGGGACUACCAUUCAUAUAAGAACUGUUGCUGACAUCGAAGAUUAUGAUUGGAGCAAGGUUAGGAUAUCGUACAUUGAUACAUUGAAAAACAGAGCGGAAAGGCAUCUGGCACUGUGGUCGCAAUACUAUUUCGAGUGCGACUGUACAAAAUGCAAUUUGAAAAAUGACCAAAGAGUUGUUGAGUCUUGCAUUCAAUGUCAGGACUGUUCGGCACCUGUAAAUGUAGAUAAGGAAAACGUGAGUUGUACGAUGUGCGGCUGUAAGGUACCAGAAGAGACAGUUCUUCUUUACAAAGAAGUAAUUAAUUUUACAACACAUCAAUAUGAAUUAAUGGACCAAAUUGCUUAUUUUGAUUCUUGUAAAUUAUGCCUUGCCAAGAUGGAAGGUCUAGUCCACCACAACAAUAUAAUUUAUGUACAAACUCUAGAUCUCGCUUUUGAGAGUGCGAUACAACUCCAGAAAUGGGACGAAGCCAUCGAACUAGGACAGAAAUUAACAAAUGGCUACAAAUUAUAUUGCGGCCGGUAUAGUCCGUUGCUAGGUUACCACUAUUUAAAGUAUGGCAAGAUCCUCCUGUACAACAACAAUACCACACAGGCGCUGGAAAUGUUCGAAGCCGCUAGCGACGUGUUGAAAGUCACCCAUGGAACCGAGCACACGUUGUACAAACACAACCUUAUGCAUCUCAUGCUCGAAACGAAAACCCUUCUUUAUUCUAUGUCUUAAAAAGCCACCUGAAUUGUUACACUUUUGUGUAUGUAAAUCGACUGCAUUUUUUUUGUUUGUCGUAUUGUAUUUGAGAUAUAAACACAGUGAUAAAUUCACUAUAAAUAAACAAAAGCCGGAAAUUUGAAUGAAAAUGGUUUAUAAAAUAGAUCAAAUAUUAUUUACUGCAUGUGCUUAGUUUUGAAAAAAGCUUUCUUAAAUUUAAUUUUGUUUUACCCCAACUACUGAACUACCUAUAUAAACUCAUUGUCAAUUAUGUAUAAAAGAAGAUAUGUACUUUUCAUUAAAAAAUUAAGUUUUGCAUAAUCUUCAGGAACAACUUUUUUGUAAAUAACAUUUUUAAAUUUUUUUUUUAAUGAUAAAAAGAGCAAUUGGAUAGCAAUUCGUGUUUCAUUUCAUAAGACCUUUUAAUAGUUUGAAUGCGAUAUUCAUAGAAAAACAUACUUGCAUUUUUGUCUAUGCAGCAAAUUGCCUAUUGUCAUUUAUGUUCAAGACGCAAUGUAGUUGUACAGAAAAGUUGUUCAUGAAAAAUGUACAAGGCUUCUUCCUAUUUCUUCAUAAGAAGCAUAUAUCAAAAUGUUUCCAAGACAAAAGAUGUGAUAUUUAGGAUAAGGUAAAAGUUCAGUUUGGCAAAAAGAAAUUCAAUAAUUUUAUGACUGUUUUGCAUUCAUUUUCUAGUUUUGAUUAAUUAUUUAUAAUAAAAUACCUAAAAUAAAUUAUUUUGCGUUUGUGAAACUUGUGGGAUAGGUUGGCAAAAAGACCGGUAUCUAUAAGCGAUCAAAUUUAAAUUAGUGGACAAUACUAUCCUACAAUUGAACAUUUCAGUUUAUACUUCUUUUUUUUUUCUUUUUAUUUUAAACAAAUUAUUAAUUCCAAAAUGGAAUAUAAAUUUGAAAAAUAUUUUUAUAUUUGAUAUUUUCAUAAUUUAUGAGAAUCUCAUUAUUUCGUGGCUGACGAAUAAGCUGCAAUCUAAAACUUUUAUUUAUGCAAAUUAGGUGAAAUUUUGUUCUGAACUAACAGGAAUUAUUAAGAAUGAUUUAUUUUAUAAAAUAUAUUGACAAGUAGUGAUUUGUGUUAUGAUUAUAAUGAAAGUUUAUUGUUUUGA